Messenger RNA from Syngnathus typhle (broad-nosed pipefish), 1417 nucleotides. RefSeq names its product myeloid-associated differentiation marker homolog. The transcript is spliced from 2 exons. The record is from RefSeq and is a predicted model, not a curated record. Gene Ontology annotation, cellular component: membrane. Bases 265 to 1143 code for a protein of 292 amino acids. Lineage: Eukaryota; Metazoa; Chordata; Actinopteri; Syngnathiformes; Syngnathidae.
GCUUUUGUCUCUUUCCGUCAAGCGCACAUGCUCGAUUUUGCCAUUUCCUGUCAUCCAUCAGCCGCUUGCAGCAACUUCCUCACCUCGCUCAGGAAGGGCGUGCUUGUGGGUGACUGUGCGUGUGUGUGUGGGGGGGGACUUUUUCCAAGUGAGGUGCAAAUUCAAGUAGAAGAGCUUGAUUUUAAAGAACAGAAGUUAAAAAAAGAGGUUUGAUACUAAAAUCAUUUUAUAUGGUCUGUGAAGGAGAAACUAUCCAGACAAGUGAUGACAGUCAACGCUCCGCCCCUGCGACAUCCCAUCAUGCCCUUGGUUGUGUGGUCGCGGCUGCUGGGCGUGCGCGUGGCCGCCCUGCUGUUCACCUGCGUGGCGUUCAGCGUGGCGGCGCACGGCGCCCAGCUGCCGCACGGCGGCAUGGCUUCCUGGUGCAUCUUCUGCUGGGCCUUCAGCUUCGCAGCCACCGUGCUCAUCCUGCUAGUGGAGCUGCUGGGCCUGCAGGCGCGCAUACCCGUGUCCUGGUCCAACUUUCCCGUGACGGCGGCGUGCUACGCCGCCCUCUUCUGCCUCUCGGCCUCCGUCAUCUUCCCGCUCUACUUCCUGAGGGAUGGCGGCUACUACUCCCAGGUGCGUGACCACCGCGUGGCCUCCACCGUCUUCUCCUGCCUGGCGGCGCUGGCUUACAUCUUGGAGGUGAGCCUGACGCGAGCACGGCCCGGCGAGGUGGCGGGCUACAUGGCCACGGCGCCGGGGUUGCUGAAGGUGUGCCAGACCUUCGUGGCCUGCAUCAUCUUCAUCCUGGUCAGCGAUCCGGUGGCGUACGACGGCCACGCGGCGCUCCAGUGGUGCAUGGCCGUCUACUGCAUCUGCUUCAUCCUCUCCAUGGCCGUGGUGGUCAUGUGCGUGGGCGAGUGCACCGGCUGGCUGCCCGUGCCCUUCCCCCGCUUCCUGACGGCCUUCGGGCUCCUGGCGGCCGUCAUGUACCUGACGGCCACCAUCAUCUGGCCCAUCUUCCAGUUUGACAAGCGCUACAGCAGAGGCGGCGCCCGGUCUCGUCUGAUCACUGUGGCCGUCCUCACCGGCCUCAACUUCCUGCUGUACCUCGCCGACAUGGCGCACACCGCCAGACUCGUCUUUGUCAGCGGCUGACGGACGCGGCACCACUGUGUUCUUAGGAUUUUUUUUUUUUUUUUCCCAAACACUGGUCAACACAUUUCUAUAAAUUUUUUAAGAGGCAAGUAGGCUUUUCUAGAUUUCCUGUAUAAUUUUAAAAAUGACCAAGAUCUGAUUGAAGCCACCAAUACUUGGGCAAACAAAAUGUGACGUGAAGUAAGUCCUCCUCAACUGUAGUUGGCGCUAUUCUAUGGCCGUUUUCAAACAUCGACGGCCAUCAUUGUGUAAAUUUUAAAUUUUCAUUUCAAAA